AUGUCCUCUUGUUGAUAAACACCAGAAUUUCCAGAUUUCCAGUGGUUAUAAUUUGCAAAAAUAUUAUUUUAUCUCCAUCUUAAUCCUGUAGUGCACAUUAGUAGCUUUGCUGAGUAAACCUUUUGAAUGUCGUUCUUUUAUUCCUAGUUUGAUGAUGUCAAUGUAUUGGGGUCACCGUGCAACCAGCCUCGAUGUCUCCAGAAGAUGACUCCCAACUCCCAAGCAUGACUAAGCACUUUUCUUUCAUUAUAACAAGAGAACGCUCGAGAAUUGUGGCCGCAGCCUAUUAGCCUGUCGUGAAAUUGCAUUUUAUAUAUUUUCAACGCCUCACAACUUUUAUUCUAUUUCGUGAAUGUUAGUGUACUCCUCAACCUACAUCUACCUAUCAACGCAUUCAUAGGAAGACCAGCUUCCAAAAUGAACAGGAAAUAUGAACGAAAAAUUAGCUCCCUUCCUCCCCUAUCGCCAAACCCUCUUCUAGACAUCAGUGAUGAUGAGCUGGUUUCAAUUUCGGUCAGGGAUCUAAAUCGACAGCUGAAGCUCCGAGGGCUAACCAAAGAGGAGAUUGUGAAGAUGAAGCAGAGACGGAGAACUCUUAAAAAUAGAGGCUAUGCAGCAAGUUGCCGAAUAAAACGAAUUGAGCAGAAAGAUGAACUCGAGACGGAGAAAUCCCAAGAAUUGAGAGAUCUCGAAAUGAUGGAAAAAGAUAACAGUCUUAUCAAAGAAGAAAUAGAGCAAAUUGUCAUCAAAUUUGAAGCUCUGAAAAAAUUUGCGCUGAUGAGGAAAGUGCCUAUUCCACUUGAUCUGGAGUCCUUAAAAAGUGGAUGCUUAUGAUGCUUUUGGAAUACGAUGCUCUUCUGUAAUUAUUGCGGUGGUGGAUGAUCUAGCAUUAGAAGAGAAUUCAAAGUCAAGUGAAACUCUGCCAGCCACUAUUUCACUUGUGGCACCUGAGCUCAAAACUAUCGAUGUCCUUUCAAAGUGUUCAAGUGUAGCCAUUUUGUUCAGUGAUUUAUGGGUAGAGUAAUGUUGAAAUUAGCGUUUUGAUAAUUUUAAAUCAUUUGCCAUCUUCAGGCGAGAGUGCAAAAAAUCUGGAGUUCUUUUCUGAGUUUGAUUUAUUGAUCUCGCUACUCAUUUCCUUCGAGGAGAAAAGGGAUCCACGGAUGACAAGCUAUAUCUGUCAGUGAAUCUUGAAGAUAAAAGUUUUUGUGUUUUGCCCCUCAAACUUGUUUUUGUGUCCCACAAUGGUUUCUAAAGGAGACCCAUCAGUAUAUCAAGACACGCAGUUUUGGUCUCGGGUAGUUCCAGUUUUGUUUCUAUUAAUAAUGCUCUCAUCCUCUGCCUCUGACAUUUGACAUUUCUCUUCUUUCACUCUAUGCAGACUAACAAGCCUGUAUGAGCCAAGGUGAAAAGUUCCUAUCAGUUUGCUUCUGUGCAAAGUUUUCAAGUCGUUCAACCAAAAUGUCUAACUGGUGAUUCUGCCAGCAAAGUAUGUAUUUAUGAAUAUUAUGACAUAAAAAGAAAUUUAAUCAUGAAAUUUAGUCCAAAAAAUCUAAGGUGAACUUCUGUGAAGACUCUCAUAGGUUGCUGUCUUAAUAUUCUUCUAGGUUCUCUUCCAACCAUUGGUCAUUCCUCAGCAAUUCGUUUCCUUUGAUAAGCCUUGUCUCCAAAGAACGCUUUCUCGUGAUUUUUUGCCAUUGAAAGUCGCACUUGCGAAGUGGCGACUAAUAUUGACUAACUCGUUAUUAAAAGCAGUUCCGAGUAGGGUCCUUGUCGAUAGUCCAAGAACUAGUGAGGGAGGAAGGGAAAGCAAAUUGUGUGAUAAUUUGGCAUUCACUCAAUUGUUCUUGUCUGUUCAAUCUGAAUGACUUGCUUUGUGCCAAUUGUCCUCAACUAUUACCUUGAUUGAGUUUAGAUACUCCGUUUUUACUAACUUAUUUUCCUGUGCAAAUUUGUCGCAGGAAUGUAUGAGCCCCGCCUCAUAUAUAUACCCUGCGAUGAAUGUUCAGAGAACUCCUCAAGGAGGCAAGACCUUGAACUAGAGUAAAAUUUUCUCGAGGCUAUCUUAUUACCAAAAUUAUCGUCUAAACCAUUAGAGUCAUGUCCAGGGAGAAGCCACUAUUGUGAUCCCUUGCUGCUGGAAAUCACCACUGAUGGACCCCGGUUUUGUUAAGUUACAUCACAGUGUAAAGUUCCUCAGUUUUCUGAAAAGGGCAGUUUAUUAAAUAGAGACUGAGCUUACAAUUAAUCUCUGAGAUUUGAUUAGCAGAGAUAGUAUGGCACUAAAUCCAUUCUAAGGUCGUAUUGUAUAGGAUUGACCAAGUUGUCUACAUCAAGUAUUGUAAAUAUGUGAGACUUUACUAUUCUUCUGCUAAGUUGUGACAUUUCAUGCAAUUCCUUAUUUUAAACGUAGUUUGUAAGGUAAUUAUUUUUUUUUCAUUUGUGGUACUGGUGUAAAAUUUAUUUUUGUAUCAAAAAUAAAAAAUAAUUUUUAAAUA
Messenger RNA from Bemisia tabaci, 2495 nucleotides. RefSeq names its product MAF bZIP transcription factor K (gene maf-S). The record is from RefSeq and is a predicted model, not a curated record. NCBI's taxonomy places the organism in Eukaryota, Metazoa, Arthropoda, Insecta, Hemiptera, Aleyrodidae. Gene Ontology annotation, cellular component: nucleus. Gene Ontology annotation, molecular function: DNA-binding transcription factor activity, RNA polymerase II-specific; RNA polymerase II cis-regulatory region sequence-specific DNA binding. Gene Ontology annotation, biological process: regulation of transcription by RNA polymerase II.